Messenger RNA from Cotesia glomerata, 1584 nucleotides. It is a transcript of the gene Hat1, whose product is annotated as histone acetyltransferase type B catalytic subunit. Gene Ontology annotation, cellular component: nucleus. The transcript has 4 exons. Gene Ontology annotation, biological process: subtelomeric heterochromatin formation. The record is from RefSeq and is a predicted model, not a curated record. NCBI's taxonomy places the organism in Eukaryota, Metazoa, Arthropoda, Insecta, Hymenoptera, Braconidae. Gene Ontology annotation, molecular function: histone binding; histone H4 acetyltransferase activity. The coding region runs from base 132 to 1373 and encodes 413 amino acids.
UAUAAAUUAUAACGUUGGCUGCAUUUUAGUGGAAAAAAAAUAUUGGCGCGAACUAAAGGAGCGAUAGCUUUGUGUACACUCAGAAUAAUUCCAAUUAAACAAUUACAGCUUCAAGUAAUAAUAUAAUUAAGAUGAUGGAUGACACGACAACCGCACGUUUGCAAGGCUACGUGGUUGACAGCAAUGAAGUUCUGGAGUUCAAACUAGUCCGAGACGAACGAGAUCUCGAGGAUGCGGAAACUUCGUUUGCUCCUGAGAUGUCCCACCAGGUCUUCGGAGACAGUGAGACCAUCUUCGGUUUUAAGGAUUUAAAAAUAAAGCUGUACUAUUCUGCUGGGUCUCUAGAAACUUAUCUGGGUAUGAGUUAUUCUGAAAAAUUGCCAAAAGGAAUGUUUGAGGGAGUUGAAGCUGAUGACGUUCUGCCUAAGAUAAAAGACAAGUUGGCUCCUCAGGUUCAUGAUAACUUGGAUUCAUUUAUAAAAGCUUUGACUAAAGAUGACACUUUUAGACCAGCUGGAGAACUCAUACAUUCAUUCACUGCUACAGAUGAAGAAGAAAAAACUCGUAACUUUGAAGUUUACAAAGCAGAUAUGACUUGCAAAGGAUUCAAGGAAUAUCAUCAACGAUUGCAGACAUUUUUACUGUGGUAUAUCGACGCAGCGAGUUUUAUAGACAUUGAUGACGACCAGUGGCAUUAUUUUAACAUGUUUGAAAAAUUUACAUCUACUUCUGGGUCUGCACGUUACGCAACUGUCGGUUUUGCUACUGUUUAUCAAUAUUACGCUUAUCCUAAUCACACAAGACCGCGUAUUGCUCAAAUUCUUGUCUUACCGCCCUUCCAAGGUCUUGGAUUAGGCGCUAAUUUACUGAGAGCCAUGUACCGGCAAUACAUCGGCGAUAAUCAAGUCAAAGACAUUACUGUGGAAGAUCCUUCUCCUGACUUUCAACGAGUAAGAGACUACGUCGACGCACUGAAUUGCGCAACUCUCCCGGCUUUCGGACGAGAAUUUCUUCAAAAUAAAUUCAACAAAGCUAUGGCUCUAGAGGCGAGGGAAAAAUUUAAAAUUAACAAGCGACAAGCUAGGAGAAUUUAUGAAAUCUUGAGGCUAAAAGUCACAGACCUCUCUAACGAGAACGAGUACCGUGAUUACAGGCUUGAAGUAAAGAAACGUCUGAAUGUUCCUUACAAACGCGAGCGCAGAGAUCUUAAAAAAUUGGAGUCUGUUGUCAAGAGUCUGGAUAAAAAAGAAACUAGCAACGUGAUCCUUUUGCCCAAUGAACAGCGCAUUCAAGCACUCGAAAAGGAGUACCGUGCGCUCGAAGAAGAGUACAAGAAAGUUAUAAAACGUCUUGACGAAACUUCCGAGCAGUAAUUAUUAUUUUCUAGCUCAUAGAUAUUAGAACUUUUUUUAUACUAUUAUAAUUAAGAUGUUUUUUGAGUUUGAGUUUUUUUUCGUACAAUGAGUUAGAUUUUUUGAAGCAACUUUGACACUUUGCUUUUUUUCAUUCAAGCUUUCAUUUAUAUAUACUGUAAAUAAUGCUUGUAGAAGAAGUAUGUAAUAAAUACAGUUUUUCAUAAAUUUA